CAUCACCUCUUGGAAUUGUAUACGAAGAUGCAACUCUAUUAUUCCAUUUUCUGGUGUACCGCUUUGUUGGGACGUGUUAAGGGUCAAUCGCUGACACCUUCUGGAACUGAGCGCGUUAUCCCCACGCUUUCUCCGCAAGUCAACGCGCUGCCUAGCCUCACGCCUACAAUCCUUGACAGCAGUGCGCCCAAUUCUCAACAUUGCCCAGGAUACAAAGCAUCCAAUCUACUCGAAAAUGAUUAUGGAUUCACCGCAGAUCUGAUGAUUGCCGGAGACAACUGUCAAGCUUUCGGCAACGAUAUUUCGCAUCUGACACUAGAGGUCUCCUACCAGUCAAAACAACGAUUGAAUGUCCGAAUUUACCCGACGCAUAUCGCACCUGAGCAAGAAUCAUGGUACAUUCUACCCUCGAAUAUCGUUGAUCAACCUGAGUGGGAUGGCCAGACGACUGCUAGUUCAAGCGAUCUUAGUUUGGAAUGGAGUAACGAUCCCACUUUUCAAUUUCGAAUAAUUCGCAACAACAAUAAGGAAGAGCUCUUCUCAACGUACGGCCAUGUUAUUGUAUAUGAAGACCAGUUUCUGGAACUUGUGACAAAUAUGAUUGAUGAUUACAAUGUGUAUGGGUUGGCGGAAAACAUACACGACUUCUGGUUGAGCAAUAAUCAUACACAGACUUUCUACGCGACAGACGCAGGCAACACUGUGGAUGGCAAUGUGUACAGUGCGAUACCUUUUUACCAGGAAACAAGAUAUCAUAACAGUACAGACACUACGUCCCAUGGCGUGUAUGCUCGUAAUGCCCAUGGUCAAGAGUGGCUUCUUCGUGAAAAUGGCAUCACAUACCGGACAUUGGGCGGGAGUUUUGAUCUAUAUUUCUACAGUGGCCAGAAAGAUGAUGGAAGCUCCAGUGCGCUGGAAACAAUCGCACAGUUCCAUACCCAGGGUAUCGGAUUACCAGCUAUGCACAUGUACUGGACCUUGGGAUUUCACCAAGCUCGUUGGGGCUGGGAAAAUAUUUCAGUGUUGCAAGAGGUAGUAGAUGGGUAUCGCAACGCCGACGUUCCGCUUGAAUGCCUUUGGAACGACCUCGAUAUCUAUGACUUGUAUCGGGAUUUCACUAACAACGAAGCUACGUACCCACUGCCCGAGUUCACCAGGUUCAUCGAAAGUUUGCAUGCAAAUAAUCAGCAUUACGUACCGAUCGUGGAUAGCAAUAUCUACGUUUCGAACCCCGAUAACGAAAGCGAUACAUAUGGACCAUUCGAGAGAGGUGCAGAUCUUGAGCUGUUCAUCCGAGACCCUACUACUGGAGGUUUUUACUACGGCGACAAUUGGCCAGGCUUCAGUGUCUGGGGUGACUUCUUACUUCCAGCCACACAGCAAUGGUGGUCUAAGGAAAUAAUCGAUUGGCAUAACGGCACUCCUUUUGACGGCAUCUGGAUAGACCUCAGUGAAGCGUCCUCAUUCUGCGCUGGAUCGUGCGGCUACGGUCGAUUAACCGAAAAUCCUAUUCAUCCACCAUUUUUACUGCCUGGAGAUCCACUCAUGUUUGACUACAACUACCCUGAAGGGUUCAAUGUGACAAAUGCCACCGAAGCCGCUUCCGCGACAGCCGCGUCUGCUUCACAGUCUUCUGCCAUGUCGGCAUCGCCUGUUCUCCCAUCGCCGACAACGACUACCCGCGGGAGGACUGAACCAACCCCUGGUGUUCGCAACCUCAAUUUUCCACCGUAUGUUAUAAAUAAUGUCCAGGCAGGCCAUGCACUGGGCAAAAGUGCUAUUGCACCAAACGCCACCCAUAAUAAUCAGUACAACACCACCGAGUAUGACUGGCACAACCUUUUCGGCUACCAAAUAUCAAACGCGACUUACCACGCCCUUCUUGAGCUGUUCCCCGGUCGCAGGCCAUUCACCGUUGGUAGGAGUGUUUUUGCGGGCAGCGGGAAAACGACCGGUCAUUGGGGUGGAGAUAACACUAGUACAUGGGGAUCAAUGUUUCUUUCGAUCUCGCAAGCUCUCACCAUGAUGAUGUCCGGGAUUCCAAUGUUCGGCGCAGACACAUGCGGCUUCGCUAGGAACACCGAUUUCCAACUCUGCUCUCGAUGGAUGGAACUCAGUGCCUUCUUUCCUUUCUACCGUAACCACAACGUCAAAGCAACCAUAGGCCAAGAAGCCUAUCGCUGGUCCUCCGUCGCAGAAGCCUCCCGUCGUGCCAUGAAGGUCCGCUACUCACUCCUCACAUACAUGUACACGCUCUUCUACUACGCCCACACAGAAGGCGCUACCGUGAUGCGCGCACUAGCUUGGGAAUUCCCCAACGAUGUCUCGUUGCGAAAAACAUAUGCUCAAUUCAUGCUCGGGCCAUCGAUUCUCGUAACGCCUGUCCUCGAGCCUAAUGUCGAUACCGUACGCGGCGUAUUUCCCGGCGUUGGCGAGGGUGAGAGGUGGUAUGAUUGGUACUCAUUGGAAGAGGUGAGGGCUGGUCCAGGCGAGAAUGUGACUAUGGAAGCCCCGCUUGAACAUAUUAAUGUACACGUGAGAGGAGGGAGUGUCAUCGCACUGCAGCAGCCGAGAUUGACGGUCGAGGAAACGAAGAAUACGUCUUACAGCCUUCUAGUGGCACUGGAUGGCGAUGGUAAGGCGAGUGGAAGUUUGUAUCUUGACGAUGGAGUCAGCUUGGUACAAGAAGCCACGAGGUUGGUUACGUUUUCCUAUGCGGAUAACUGCCUUGCAUACAGUUCUGAAGGCUCUUACCAUGCUGCACAGCCAUUGGACAAUGUUACCAUCACUGGCCUAGGAGCACCACGGAACAACUCCACGGGACGCAACGGGUUGUACAAGGGCUGGAGCAGCGCGCCAAAGCACGUGUCCAUGCAGUACGGAAAGACGAACCACAGCACCGACACAUUGCAUAUGAAUUAUGAUGUUGGUAUUGGAGUGUUGAGAAUGAGUGGAGUGGAGCAGUACACGUCGGAUGGGGCCUUCGAGGGGGAUAUGAAGCUAUGCUUCGAAGAGUAG
Periconia digitata is the source of this 3018-nucleotide messenger RNA. The record is from the annotation of a GenBank genome assembly. Lineage: Eukaryota; Fungi; Ascomycota; Dothideomycetes; Pleosporales; Periconiaceae.